Messenger RNA from Chiloscyllium plagiosum (whitespotted bambooshark), 6104 nucleotides. It is a transcript of the gene slf2, whose product is annotated as SMC5/6 complex localization factor 2. The record is from RefSeq and is a predicted model, not a curated record. Lineage: Eukaryota; Metazoa; Chordata; Chondrichthyes; Orectolobiformes; Hemiscylliidae.
AUGGCCGCCGCGGGUGGUAGGGACUACAAUUCCCAGGAGGCUCAGAGGGCGGCCGGCUGGCGGGCGGGCAGGCAGGAUUCAUCUGUGAGCGCCCGAGGGUGACGGUACCGCUGUGUGAGGGAGAAGCUGCGGAUAUCACCGUCUCCAGGCCCAGGCCCAGGCCCAGCCCGGACAGGGGGAGCUGCCCGAUGUGGUUACGGCCAAGCGGAGGGUGUUGUUGUUGUUGAGCCGAGGACAAUAUGCGGCGGAGGGAGCGCGGCCUUUGCUCCUCGGAGCCACCCAAGGUGACGGCAUGAAGCGCCGCAGAGCUCUGACUCCCGGCAGAGGCAAUCAAAUCAUUACUCAGUUUUUCAAACCAGAUUCAGACAGAGGGAAGGAUAGAUUAAUUUUGGGGUCACCUCGAAGAGGUGAAGCAGGUGGCACUUCUGUAUUGCAGAAUGCUGAACCAUUCCGCAGCCACAAGAAACCUUCAUUUAAAUCUAAACGGUCUGUGCACUUGCCCUCAUCACCUCAGAGGAGCCCUGUGCUUGAGGCUUUUAUGAAGGGUGCCUUAAAGUCGGACAAAAGGGAAAGCAUGGGAGGUGUAGUUAAAUGCCAGGUAACUCAGCAUCCUGGCUCUCCUCGAGUAAUCGUGCGAAGACUGUUUUUACCUUCAAGCCCAUGUCCCUCGGAGGGUAUUGUCGUACUGGAUCAAGGGAAAAAUGUUAAACAGUCAUCGAACUCCAAAGUGACCUCUGCAACACAAAGAUUAAGUUCCAAAUGUGACACAGGUGAAUAUCAAACAACUGCCUUGCGGCGAAGUGCUCUCCCAAACCACCGAAUAAUGCUGCCACCAGAAUCACUGGAUGUUUUGAAGAAUUCUAAUCGUAGAAACAGCUCAGAAAGUGAACUGCGCAUUAUGAGACCUCGCUUAUCUCUGAGAAGGCUGCAACAUCAGCAUAGUUUGGAUAAUUCCCUUCAGGCCUAUAAAAAGGCGCGAGAGCUACGGAAACUCAAGGGCAUGCAAAAAGGAAACCAUUCUUCAACCAGUCCUUUCUCAGGGGGCCCUGUAAAUCAGGCUGCCUUGAGGAGAACGUAUUCUGUACCUUCAACAUCAUUAACAGGGAAUGACGAUCUUUUUAAACAGAAGGAAUCUGUUCUGAAGCUCGUAACAAAAACCCUACCUUCAGGUUCACUUUCCCUAGAGAAGAGUGUUUGCAGCAAAGAGGCAGUUCAACGGCACCAUUCCUUUCCUCCAUAUCCCGGGAGGAAAAGCUCAAUGAAUGGCUUAAAAAGCAGCUUUACAAGUUUGCCUGUCUCCCAUUCAAAAGAGAAAAGAAAGCGCAAUUCAUCACCUGACAUCAGGAAAAAGAAACGAGACACCCUAUCGCAACAUUUAGAUGUGACUUUUCCUAAGAAAAGCUGUGAAAGCAGGACCACUGGUAAAUACAGCAGUGCUAUCACUGAAACAGGUUGCAAUGGAGUGCUGAAAGAUCACAAUAAUGGUGAUUUGGAAAAUGAGGAUCUGCCUCUUGAGGCUGAUGAAUUUCCAGAUUCACAUAGUUGCUUACCAUUUGAUUCAUUGCUGGAUGAGGAAAUAUCAAGGAACAAACCUCCAAAUGUGCAUGUGAGGUUUCCUGUAGAGGAGAAGGCCAAGUCUGCUCUGGACAGUGUCAUUUCUUCGAAAGAAAAUCGCUCUGGGCUCCUUAGUAGGCACUGUUUGGUUCCUUUUGACAGUAAAAGAACACAAAGACAUGAACCCAACUCUUUACCCGUUUUGCCUUUGGAUGAGGAAAGUAGAUCCUUAUCCUCUCAAGAGAAGAGACAGUUGGGACGGUCCAGUGCUGUCCGCAUAUCAGACACCAGUAAAGGAAGCGAUAGGAAACUGAGGGACAGCUAUAUUAGCAUGGACAGUGACGAUGAUGAUCACUGUAAUUUAGACAGUGAUGAAGAUGAAAAUCUUGUGGCUUUGGAUGAUCUCCUAACUUUGCGUAACAAGCCUGUAUCUAGUACACCAGAAAAGCUUGACACUUCCCUUCCGUCGUCUACAGCUAACACACCCACAGGAUGGUUCACUUUUAAAAAUAGCAAACAGGCAAAUUAUUCAAACAGCUUUGAUCGCCUACUUAAAGAGAAGCAGCAGUCUGAGGGUCUGGGGGAAACGCUCAAGGACCUGAAGAAAAAAUUGCAAGAGGAACUUACCGAGGUGCCUGACCUCCACUGUGUCUCUGAGGAAGAUGAAGAACAGGGAACGGAUGAAGACAUGGAUCAAAUUGCAGAAGAACACAGGGCCUUCUUGAUCAAGUUCUCUGUAAAAACUGAUGGAAUACCAGAUGUACCCCCUGGGGAAAAGAUUUUCAGCGUGUUGCACGCUGGGAAACACUUUGAUCAACACAACCUCAGGUUGACACCGAGUGAAUUGACACCGCAAAAUUUUCUGGAAAGGACUCUGAUCAGUUCUGGAAGCAGCCAGCAGGUAUUUUUAUUCACUAAUGGGAUCGUAAGUCAAACUUACUCCUCAUCGCCAUGUCCGCAGCCAGUUUUAAAGUUCUUAUUUAAGAUGAUGACUAUUCAUUCAGACUAUAUUGCUUCAAUGCACAUUUUCAAAGCACUUUGGGACAUCUGCACUGGUGCCGCUAAUAGAAUAGUCAAGGGUGACACCAGUAGGUUCAGGAUUUGGACUCCAAGUCUCAAGGACAUAGUUGCAGUCUUUCUCAACCUAGGAGCACAGUUUGGCACUUUGUUUCCAUUAAAGCACCUUCAACCAGACUUCACUGAAGAGGAUAUAUUGUCUGGUUUGCAAAAUAAUAAGGAAAAUUAUCCGGAAGAGAGUGCGCCAGCAUCCCAGAGAGAUCCCAUCUUCGAUUCUCUGCCAGAAUUUGGCAUAAAGAAUGUUGUUAAGUUUCUACAGCUCUGUACUUCCAUUUGCCCUGAAGCGUAUUCUGAUGGAGAAUUAGUGUUGCUGAUAAGCUUACUGGGCAGAAUCAGCCUUGAACAAGAACUUCAGCUGACUCCUUUAAAAGAUUUUCAAUGUUUACUGGACAGACUCCUGAACAAUAUAAGACAAUGGAACAUAAAGAUGUUCGAGCUCUGCAUGCUUCUAAGUGACUUAUCAGAGCAUCAUCAUAAUCUUUUGUACCUGGUUCAACAGCUGCCAGAUUUCUCUACACGAGGAAGGCAACUAAGAAGGCACCUUAGCAUGGUGAUAAUUUCAAAACUUCUUGACAAAAAUCACCUCUAUGUACCAAAGGAUCCAGAUUUGAAGAUCUCCAAUCUGUGUCGAUUUUUGUAUAUGAUGAAACCAUCAUCUUUGUUAAAAACUAUUGAGGAAAGGACUAAAUCCAGUCAGCAGGGAGACAGAAAAGAAGCUGCACUUACAGAACUUGAUCAACAGGCCUAUUACCUGUGCUACAAUCUUCUCGUCUUAGCAAAUGAAGUGUUGCACGUAGAACAUAUUCCUUCCAGUCAACGGAGUCACCUUAUACAGCUCUGUGCUGAAAUAGAAAAACACAUUAAGUGCGACAUAAGAGAGGAUCCUAAACUCCUUUACCGAAGCAAGGUGAAAGAUUUAGAAGCAAGAACUCAUGCAAAAUGGCAAGAGUUGUUACAGCGUUCACGACCCCUUCAGGGGAAACUUCACGACUACUGGGAACCUCUGUCUGAAGAUCAGAAUCAGCUUAGUCAGUCCUCUCCAUUUGAAGAAGAACGAGAACACUACAUGAUUCAAGAAGUUAAUGACAUUGAUGAAGAUUUGGAUAUUGCUUAAUGCAACAUGUAUAGAAUUUUUAAAAAAAUUACAAAGCUACAAAUCUGUUGAUAUAUAAAAAUGUUUAGAUCUUAAUGGGUUUGUGUUCUGGUUUUUGUUCUGAGACAGGGACCUACGCAAAGUUUGGAAUAACUAUGAUUAGAAUCUGUUAAAGCAGUUAACAUUUUUGAUAUUUUAGCUCUAUCAAAAGAACUAUCAAAAAUAUUUUGUAAUGUUGGAGAUUGAGUUUAUUUAUAUAAUGCAGCUGUGUUUGCAGUGUUUUGUAAGGUCAAUUUUAUUGCUGUACAUAACUGUCCCUCUUUUGUAAUGUUCUCAUUUUUGUUGUAUUUGGACAUUGUAAUGAUUGAAUCUUCCAAAUGUACUUGAAAAUGUUAUUCUUUUAUUUGGCUUUAUGCCAUUUGAAAAUCAAAUUGGUGGACUGUUUCGUGUGGAAGAUGCAAUGGAUUUGCAAAUCACUAAAGAAGAAAGCAACAUAUGAUGAGCUGCACAUUUAUUGCAACCAAGGCUGCAGUUCUGUAUAGCUUACAAAAGCUCUUGUCUUUGCUAAUUGAGUUUGCACGUAUUUGCCUCCCACUUUUGUAUUUUGAAGUUGUAGUCUCUAGUAUUGGCGUACACUUAAGAUCUUUAUGUUAAAAUUCUUUUAUUUGCAAUUUUUUUUUUCCUUUUCCUAAAUAUUUUUAUUUGCACUAGCAUUACAUAAAGAUGAAUUCAGUAGGAUGAAACAGCCUCUCCCAGUGCUAAUUUCUAUGUGUAUAGUAUAAAAGGCCUGUAAAAUGAAUCAAAUGAAAUUAAUAAGCUUAGGUGAUUCAGAUAUCUCAAACCAUUGUGUGAUUAAUGUGCCACGUGAACCUUGACUGUUUCUGCCUUCAUCUCUUGAUUUCUAUUAAUUUAUGUAUACGUUGUGUUUUUAUAGCUGCCUCCCAUCUUUUUAGGGGUUUCAAAUGAGAAAGGUCUUAUCCUGGGGUAAUUCUGUAAGGCUGUAAAACUGUUGGAGUAUUUUAUACUUGGUUUUGUUGUGUAGGAAAUACUGGAUUCUUCACUACCUGUGUAUUUAUACUUACCUUCUCCUCCUUGUGCAGGGUGGUAGAAUUUGCUACUCCUAAGCAUUACAAAACCUUUAACUGGAUCAAACUACCACAGCUUAUACUUUUGAUACCAAAGUGAAAAGGUGUGACUGUUUUCUUGAAUUAACUGUUAAGAAAUGAGCUUUUAAUGCCAAAUCUGAACACUGGUGGAAGUGACAGAGUCUAUCACCUGUACUACUGUCUGGUGUGGUUUAUAUGAAUGGGAUAUGCUGCUUAAAGAAAUGACAGUUUUCCAGUUGUGAGGGAUACCUGUCCAGAAGCUUUGUUCCAGGUGUUUGAGUUGCUGACCCCAAUCUCUGGCUAGCUUGUGUUUUCGAGCUUACAGGUUAGUGAUCGAUUACUGCACAUGGUUGUGGAAUGUGGAUUCCUGUGUAAAGUCUCCACGUGAUCAGGUAUCUGAUCUUGCCCCGGCCAACUCGAUCUCUGCCCCACAGUUAAAUAUGAAAGAUGUGUGGCCAAAGGCCAAUUUGUAUGUGUAUCUGCUAACUUACCUGAAGGCCUGUUAGAUCUUGGUUCAUUAGGUGGCUUGGCUGAAGCCUGACCGUGGGGAACCUUUUUUUUCCUGAAAGGUGUUUUUUCUUAAAAUGAAAAGCGCACUUGUUUCUGUCUUUAUCCUGUUUCCUGAGACAAAAAGCUGUCAGUAUGAUCUGGAGACAUUUUAUUAAUUGGUCGUCAAGAGUUAUUCUAAUCUUGUUGAGUCUGGUUACCUGUUAAGGAGAAUCUUUACAGACUUACAAUGAGAUUGAAUGUCUUAAUGUUGUGCAUUUAAAUUCAUGUCCAGUUCAGUAUUUCUAUAAUUCUGUAUUUUAGAAAACUUCUUUGAAAUAAAAUAUUUGUAAAGAAUUAUUAAGUGAAUAAUGUAGGCAGAAAUACAGCAUCGCCCUGAUGUGCUGUUAAUAUGAAGAAGAGAGAAGCUAGCUCUCCCCAGCAUGUUGAAAUAGUAGUUGAUCCAGGAGGGUGGUUUUGUACUCUGGCAUUUCACAGCUGAAUCUUUAACCAAAGAAUAUGAUUUUUUUUCUACUGCUAGUUAAUCUACCUCUGGUCAGUAUGGAGCAUUUGGUCAGAACAUUUGUCCUCAGGGCACUUUCUUUUGUAAUUCUGCCACCCUGCACCUUAGACUUCAGAAAUGUGUAAAAGACUUGAAUUUUUGUUCUGCUUUAAGGCAAUUGUCAUAUGCAGGAAAUUUUCAUUUUUUUAAUUAUUUUUUAAUAAGUCCUUUAUACAAAAAUAAUUUUCACGUUAUUUUGGCAAAAUAAAAUUUCUGUAAUAAUGCA